AUGAACGAGGAGCAGCCUCUGCUGGUUGAGGACCCCAUCUGCGAGGAAGACAUCUCGAAGCACUUGCUCGACUUUGAUCCCAACGGCGACCCUGAGAACCCCAGGGAAUGGCCCGCACCUUUCAAGUGGACUCUGGUCGCAUUGCUGGCUCUCACCGCGUUCACCGUCACUUUCACCUGUAUCUCAGUCGUCCCUGUAGCCGCCCGCAUCAUCCAAGACCUGGACCAAAAUGAAGGCACAAACUCACCGGCGAGCGCUCUGCUCGUCACAAUCUGGGAGCUCGGUGAAGCCGCCGGCCCUCUCCUCAUCGCGCCCCUUUCCGAGAUCUACGGACGCUACCCCGUCAUGAACGCCGCCAACAUCCUCUUCAUCAUCGCCACCGUCCUCGCCGCUAUCAGCACGAGCACCCCGCUCCUCAUCGGCGCCCGUUGCCUCACCGGUCUCGCGGUCGCUUCUAAUGUGUUGAACCCGGCCAUCAUUGGCGACAUGUUCGUUCCGGACAACCGCGGCUCGGCGAUGAGCAUAGUAUCUCUCGCCCCGCUCAUCGGCGGUGCGGUCGGCCCCAUGAUUAGCGGCGCGAUUGCGCAGACCCUCGGCUGGAGACAGGUUCUCUGGAUGAGCGCUGGUUUGGCGACCGUGUGUGAGAUCUUGUUCCUCACUUGCUUCCGAGAGACGUAUAAGAUGACCAUUUUGAGACGACGUGCCGCGAAGCAUGCGGACGAGCACGGGGCACCGCUUCACCCUGCCGGAGUUGAUGACCACAAGAGCCUUAUCAAGCUAUGGGAGUCGAUCAAGCGGCCUUUCUAUGUCUUGCUCAGGUCAAAUGUUCUGAUGGGACUGUCGUUCUUUGGGUGCAUAACUUUCGCCUACUUUUACGUCAUGUCCAUCAGCUUGCCUGUCAUUCUCCAAGAUGUGUAUGGUUUCUCGCCUGCCCUCACUGGUCUCUCAUUCAUGUCCUUCAGUAUCGGUUCAUUCAUCAGCGUCAUCGUCAGCAACUUCAGCCUGGAUAGGAUCUACGUGAAGCUUCGCGGCAACGACCCCGUCGGACGUCCCGAGUACCGCCUCCCGCUCGUCAUCAUCGGCGCAUUCACACUGCCCCUCUCCAUCACCGCCUACGGCUGGAUUGCGGAACUUCACCUUCCUGUCGGCCUUCUUCUCCUGUCGGUCGCGAUGCUCGGCUUCACUCUUCUCAUGGCCUCCCUUCCUCUCUCCGCCUACGUUGUCGACGCCACAGGCCUGUACUCUGCUUCCGCCAUGACUGGUGUCAUCGUGACGAGAUGCCUAGCUGGAACUUUCCUACCCCUUGCGAGCGGACCUAUGGUGCAGUCUUUCGGUUAUGGUUGGGGUUUCACUAUGCUGGGAGCUUUCAGCAUCUGCCUGGCGCCCAUCCCGGUGGUUAUCAUGAGAUACGGUCAUGUUUGGCGCCAAAAGUCCGAAUACACGAGAGAUGCCUGA
Messenger RNA from Colletotrichum abscissum, 1455 nucleotides. RefSeq names its product major facilitator superfamily transporter. NCBI's taxonomy places the organism in Eukaryota, Fungi, Ascomycota, Sordariomycetes, Glomerellales, Glomerellaceae. The coding region runs from base 1 to 1455 and encodes 484 amino acids. The transcript is spliced from 3 exons. The record is from RefSeq and is a predicted model, not a curated record. Gene Ontology annotation, cellular component: plasma membrane. Gene Ontology annotation, molecular function: transmembrane transporter activity. Gene Ontology annotation, biological process: transmembrane transport.